This is a messenger RNA of Penicillium coprophilum, 1380 nucleotides long. Its product is annotated as oxygenase MpaB family protein. NCBI's taxonomy places the organism in Eukaryota, Fungi, Ascomycota, Eurotiomycetes, Eurotiales, Aspergillaceae. Bases 1 to 1380 code for a protein of 459 amino acids. The transcript is spliced from 4 exons. The record is from RefSeq and is a predicted model, not a curated record. Gene Ontology annotation, molecular function: oxidoreductase activity.
AUGGGGUUGAAGAGUCCCAGCGAAAAUAGGACUGAGUGCCACUGCUGGGACUACUCCUUUCGUUGGACCGACCUCCACUCCUCUGCCGAUGACCUAAAACCGUUGAUGUACAGAUUUGAUUCCCUAGCCGACGAAUGUGUGGACCGCUUAAACAAAAUACCCUCCACCGACGAUGGCCCUGAUAAACGGUCUUUCAAUAAAGAUCUUUAUGGCUUACUGAGGGAUCACGCCGAGGAGGAUUCAAAACUCAAAGAGCUCUGGACGGAGAUCAAUACAGUUCCGGAGUGGGUGGACUGGGAUCGGAUUCAACGGGCCCAGGAUGUUUUCUUUCGAUAUGGCCUUCCGAUUCUCCAUGCUCUCAACUUUGAAAGCUUACUUGGUGGAAUGGGAGCAACCCGAGCCGUCGAGACCCUUUCACGAACAGGUGGUUUCGGGGCUAAGGUGGUACGACGAAGAUUACUCGAGACACUUCAGUAUCUGCUUCAGGUUAAUAACUCCGUGAAAGGCAUGAUGCCAGGUGGGGAUGGCCACGUAUCAUGUGUUCGUGUCCGACUGCUGCAUUCAUUGGUCCGCAAGAGGAUCCUAAGUCUGGUAGACCAAAACCCUGAAUACUAUGAUAUCGAUAAAUAUGGCACGCCGUUUAAUGAUCUAGACUGCAUUGGCACGAUCAUCACACUCUGCAGUUUGGUGGUAUGGGUUGGUCUUCCGCGACAGGGCAUCUAUCUCAGCCAGCACGAAACCGAGGAUUAUAUCGCGCUGUGGAGGCUAGUUGCCUACUAUAUGGGCACACCGACGGAUUCAUUUGAGAGCACAGCAAAGGCUCGUGCUAUGAUGGAGUCCCUUCUGCACUCCGAAAUUGAUCCCACUGAGACUGGAAAGAUUCUGGCUAAAAACAUCAUCAUUGGUCUGGAGAAUACAGCUCCGACUUUUGCGUCUAAGGGAUUCAUGGAAGCAAUGAGUCGGCUACUCAAUGGAGAUCAACUGGCUGAUGAGCUUGAUAUUCCUCGGCCUAGCUUAUACUAUCGGUUGCUGAUUUGGGGAUAUUGCUUCUGGGUUAUGACCGUCUCCUAUAUUGUUCCGAAGGUAGAUUUCCUCGACAGGAUUAUGAUUUCACUCCACCGGAGGCUCUUCUAUAGGUUCAUCCUCAAUGAGAAGACAGGACUUGGGAAGGAGUCGCGGUUUGAGUUCAAAUAUGUGCCUACUCUCGAUCGCACAACUCACCUGGGCCAGCGAAGAAGCACGCAUUUCAAGAGACCCGGCAUUGAAAAUCUGGCACAGUUAGGUCUUCUGGGGGCUUUUAUUGUAGUAGCCACUUUGAGUCUGGGACUUGUUUUUGCGGCAAGGAUGGUUCUUUCGCAGCUCUUCGUGGUUGAUGUAUAA